Papaver somniferum (opium poppy) is the source of this 2399-nucleotide messenger RNA. Its product is annotated as protein ECERIFERUM 1-like. Gene Ontology annotation, biological process: lipid biosynthetic process. NCBI's taxonomy places the organism in Eukaryota, Viridiplantae, Streptophyta, Magnoliopsida, Ranunculales, Papaveraceae. The transcript has 9 exons. The coding region runs from base 516 to 2249 and encodes 577 amino acids. The record is from RefSeq and is a predicted model, not a curated record. Gene Ontology annotation, molecular function: iron ion binding; oxidoreductase activity.
UGAUUAAUUAAGCAAACUGAAAACAACAAAUUAUACUCAAAUCCAGGACAUCUCUAGAUAUAUAUUCUGGAGAGGGAUGAUAUGAAAUAUGUACCUUGACCAAUUUAAAGCCAUUCCAGUAGUGUGUAUAUAUAUAUGUGCCCAUCGCUCUUAGCCAUUUAUACACACACACAAUAAGCAUUAGAAAAUAUAUAAGAGAUAUGGCAUCUAAACCAGGCAUCCUCACUGAAUGGCCAUGGGCACCUCUUGGAAGGUUCAAGUACAUGUUGUUGGCUCCUUUUGUGUUGGACAGCCUGUCUCCACUGUUCUCUGAAGCAGAUACCAGGAAAUGGGACUUGAGUUACUUGCUCACUUUUCCAUUUCUCUUGUGGAGAGUGAUUCACAACCAGAUAUGGAUAAGCUUUUCUCGUUUUAGAACUUCAAAAUCCAAGAACAGGAUACUCGACUAGUCUAUCGAGUUCGAACAAGUCGACAGAGAAAACAACUGGGAUGAUAAUAUCUUAUUGCAAGGACUGAUGUUUUAUCUGGGACAAAAAUAUCUCGACGGCGGUUCACACCUUCCCUUGUGGAGAACUGAUGGUAUUGUCAUGACCAUUCUACUUCAUACCGGUCCUGUGGAGUUCCUCUACUAUUGGCUUCACAGAUAUCUGCAUCACCAUUUUCUCUACUCUCGCUACCAUUCACACCAUCAUUCCUCCACUGCCACUGAACCCAUUACUUCUGUGAUACAUCCAUUUGGGGAGCACCUUAUGUAUUUCACACUGUUUAUGAUACCAUUGUUAAAUAUGGUUUUCACCGGGACUGGAUCGAUAGUAGCUUUCGCUGCGUAUAUCACUUAUAUUGAUUUCAUGAACAACAUGGGUCACUGGAACUUCGAAUUUGUACCGUCUUCUCUCUUCAAAACAUUUCCAUUCCUCAAGUGCAUCUUCUACACGGCAUCGUAUCAUUCACUUCAUCACACCCAAUUCAGAACAAACUAUGCACUGUUCAUGCCAAUGUACGAUUACAUAUACGGUACAAUGGACAAGUCCAGUGACGAUCUUUACGAAACCUCGCUGAAAAGGACGGAAGAAUCACCGGAUGUCGUUCAUCUAACUCAUCCAACAACACCGGAUUCCAUCUACCAUUUACGGCUAGGAUUUGCAUCCUUAGCCUCAAAACCAUAUAUGAGAGAAGCUAACAACAAACACUAUUUCAUCAUCAAAUGGAUUCUAUGGCCAUUGACAUUUUUGUGGAGCGUAUUGUUUCAAAGGAUGUUGAGUCACACAUUUGUACUCGAAAGAAACAUUUUUGAUGAUCACCAUGUGACCAAGAAGCUACUCCAAGUACAGACAUGGGCAAUACCUAGAUAUUCUUAUCAAUACAAAAGGUUGACAAGGCAAAGAGGAACAAUAAAUAGUUUGAUCGAGAAGGCCAUACUUGAUGCUGAUAAAGCUGGUGCCGAAGUGAUAAGCUUAGGCCUCUUAAAUCAGGGAGAAGAAAUGAACAGAAAUGGUGAAGUUUAUAUACAAAAGCAUCCAAACUUGAAGAUUAAGAUUGUGGAUGGGAGUAGCUUAGCUGCAGCAAUCGUGCUUAACAGCAUCACUAAUCUUACCGCGCAGCAGAAACUAGUUGUUAUGAUGAGAGGGAGACUGACAAAGGUGGCUUGUCAUAUUGCCUUGGCUUUGUGCCGAAAAGGAGUUCAAGUUGUAGUUAAGUUACAGAGUACAGACGAUUUUGAGAAACUUAGGUCACGGUUUUUCAGCACCUCGUCAGCAUCACAGGCGUCGUCAUUGGCAGUAAAUAAUUUGAUUCCUUUCACAAAGUAUAACAAUGCUCAUGGCAACCAUCAGGUGUGGUUAGUUGACGAUGAAUUUAGUAGCGAGGAGCACAUGAGUGCACCAAAAGAAACCAUCUUCAUACCAUAUUCACAGAUUCCUCCUUGGUCUAAUUUUAAGAAGAAUCCGAUAGGGGCUGCUAAUAUUCUUCGCAAGGAUUGUGUUUACUAUAGUACACCACCCAUGAUGAUCCCUUCAUCUCUCGAAAAUGUGCACUCUUGUGAGAACUGGUUGCCAAGAAGGGUAAUGAGUGCAUGGAGAGUCGCGGGAAUGUUGCACGCACUGGAGGAUUGGGAAGGACAUGAACGCGGGAAUUGGUUUAUCAAGGAGGAGGACAACAUGAUCGAUAAAGUCUGGGCCGCUAGUUUGCGCCAUGGUUUCCGCCCUUAUUAUUUACUUGUUCCCUGCACCAGCACUGUCAUUGCUGCUUAAAUAAUUAGCUAGGUACCUCUUGUUAUCAUCUAUAUUCAGGUUUAUUAGUAUGAGAUGCGAGAUAUAUGUACUUUUCUUCUCUUUCUAUAUCCUAUUUGUAAUGGUAUAAGUAAACUCCAAAUAAUACACGGAACCAAGAAGCUUUAACAA